Messenger RNA from Anolis sagrei ordinatus, 2758 nucleotides. It is a transcript of the gene AGPS, whose product is annotated as alkylglycerone phosphate synthase. The record is from RefSeq and is a predicted model, not a curated record. Gene Ontology annotation, biological process: lipid biosynthetic process. NCBI's taxonomy places the organism in Eukaryota, Metazoa, Chordata, Lepidosauria, Squamata, Anolidae. Gene Ontology annotation, molecular function: FAD binding; alkylglycerone-phosphate synthase activity. Gene Ontology annotation, cellular component: peroxisome.
GGCGCCGCGUGCAACCUUUUACCCGACGUCACUUGACGGCGCAACACGGAAGUGCCAUGGCGGCGGCGGGAGGAGACAGUACAGGCGACGGAUCGCACCGUGCGGCUCAGCGGAGGCUGCGCAUCCUCUCGGGCCACCUGCACGCUCCUCCGGACACGCAGCUGUCAGCGAACCCGUGCCGAGGGCGGGCUGCCACGGCCCCGUCGGCCGCAUCCCAGUCGAGAGUCUUCCCCAAGAGGCGGCAAGAAGUUUUAAAGUGGAAUGGAUGGGGAUACAAUGAUUCCAGAUUCAUAUUCAAUAAGAAGGGGCAUGCUGAAUUCACAGGAAAAAGGUAUCGGAUAGGUGGAAUUGUAUUCCCUCUUUUGAAAGAAUGGUUAGAGAAAAACGUUGGAGGAAGUCUGGAGCAUAAAAUUACCCCUAGAGCAUCUUUAAAUAUUAGUGAUGUACCUCCCUCCAUUGCAAGUGAAGAAUUUCUCCAAGAUCUUCAAAUGACAAAAAUACCAUAUUCCCAAGAAGCGGAAUCUAGAGUAUUUAGAGCUCAUGGUCAUUGUCUCCAUGAGAUAUUUUUGCUCAGGGAAGGAAUGUUUAAACGAAUUCCUGAUGUAGUUGUAUGGCCAGAGUGCCAUGAAGAUGUAGUUAAAAUUGUGGAACUAGCCUGCAAACAUAGUGUUUGUAUUAUACCAUAUGGUGGAGGGACAAGUGUUUCCAGUGCUCUGGAGUGUCCUCCUGAGGAAAAAAGAACCAUUGUUUCACUGGACACCUCACAGAUGAAUAGGAUUCAUUGGAUAGAUGAGAAAAACUUGACUGCUCACGUUGAAGCAGGCAUUGCUGGACAAGACUUGGAAAGACAGUUGGGUGAAAGUGGCUACUGUACAGGCCAUGAACCAGAUUCCAUGGAGUUCAGUACUCUUGGAGGAUGGGUAGCGACAAGAGCGUCGGGAAUGAAGAAAAAUAUUUAUGGAAACAUUGAAGACUUGGUGGUUCAUAUAAAAAUGGUAACUCCAAGAGGCGUCAUACAAAAAAGCUGUCAAGGACCACGAAUGUCAACAGGGCCUGACAUCCACCACUUCAUUUUAGGUUCUGAAGGAACCCUUGGAGUGGUAACAGAAGUUACAAUAAAAAUUCGACCAAUCCCUGAAUACCAAAAGUAUGGCUCUGUAGUAUUUCCAAACUUUGAGAGAGGGGUGGCCUGUUUAAGAGAAGUAGCAAAGCAGAGAUGUGCCCCUGCAUCCAUUCGCCUUAUGGACAAUGAACAAUUUCAAUUUGGACAUGCUCUUAAACCACAGGUUGCCUCCAUUUUUACAUCACUUUUGGAUGGAUUGAAAAAGUUCUACAUCACAAAGUUCAAAGGAUUUGAUCCCAAUCUGUUAUGUGUUGCUACCUUGCUUUUUGAGGGAGACCGAGAGAAGGUUCUUCAACAUGAAAAGCAAGUUUAUGAUAUUGCUGCAAAAUUUGGUGGUCUUGCAGCUGGAGAAGACAAUGGGCAGAGAGGAUAUAUGCUAACUUUUGUUAUUGCUUACAUUCGGGACAUGGGCUUGGACUAUUAUAUAAUAGGAGAAUCAUUUGAGACAUCUGUUCCCUGGGAUAGAGUUCUAGAUCUCUGCCGAAAUGUAAAAGAAAGAAUAGCAAGGGAAUGCAAAGAGAAAGGUGUCCAAUUUCCACCUUUUUCAGCCUGUCGGGUGACACAGACAUAUGAUGCUGGUGCUUGUGUCUAUUUCUAUCUGGGCUUUAACUACAGAGGACUGAGCGACCCAAUGCGUGUUUAUGAAGAAAUAGAGAUGGCAGCUCGAGAAGAAAUCCUUGCUAAUGGAGGAAGCUUGUCACAUCAUCAUGGAGUGGGCAAGUUACGGAAGCAGUGGCUGAAAGAGAGCGUCUCUGACGUUGGCUUUGGGAUGCUGAAAUCUGUAAAGCAAUUUGUGGACCCCAAUAACAUCUUUGGAAAUGGGAACCUUUUAUAAAGCCUCUGAAACGGAAACUAAAUAAGACGACUAAUAACGGUUUGAGUCUCAUGGCUAUCCCGGUAUCCAAAUAUAGCAUGGACCCAGUUUCAGAACUGUUUUCUUCCUUACGCCUUUUCUUUCUUCAGUUUAAACAUGAGUGUUCCAUUAUUCGUAGUAGACUUUUACGGAUUACGUCUAAACCUUUCACAAACAACCAGUCCAAAGUUUGUCCAGGUUAGUCCUGUUGAUAACCUGUUUGGAUGGCUUCCUGCCGCGGUGUGAGUCUGUCUGCGCCAGAGUGACACUAGUGCUAUUGUUCUCGGGGCCUCUUUUGACAGAAGAGAGUUUUUUCUGGGAAGCAGAUGAAAAAUGGGAUAAUGUUUAGAUUAAAUGGGCUUUUCUGUUGAAAGGUUAGGAAAACAAAGAAGGAAUGCCAUGCUGCGGUUUGUGUAAAAGAAAAAAAAUCCAGCCAUUUUGUGGUGGGAAGAGGUCAAAUCUCCUAUAUCUUACUGAAAACAUAGCAGAUGUGUGGUCUUAAUUUCACUUGUAGUGGUACUUAAUAUUCUAAACCAAUUCUACUGACCCAGAGGAGCAAAUGUUUCUUUUUUAUAUACUGGAGAAUCUUUGUUACAUAAAAUGCAGGGCUUUCAUUAUAAUUGUGUUGUUAAAUUGCCUGCAGUUGUUUUGGAAGGCAGUAUUUCUCAAGCGGAAGAAUGAUUUGGUUAUUUAUGGCACUCAAGAUGUUUCCACCAUUUUAAAUCCGAAACAACUUUUCAGUUGUCUUUCUGAAACUUUUAGUUACUAGUUACAAGUGUAAU